GUGAAUUAGUCAGUGGAUAUUUUGUAGAAUCUUAGUCUACAUAACCUGCUGUAUUUGAUGAAUAUUUUCAGUAUCUAUUAAAAAAUUGUGUAAGUGUAGGAAUAUUUUAGAUACGUUUGAGGUUAAGAUUUAAAAAAAUGAAAAAUAUAAUUUUCACGCAAAUUAUCAUUAUAUGCAUUGGAGUAAUUUAUGUGGAGAUGGCUCUACAACCUAUACCUACAUCAAAAGAAAGUAUCGCCUCAGGUUAUAAAAUGCGAGGUUUAAGAAGAGAAAACAGAGCGACGACAUCUAGACCUGGAUUUUUCAAAACAUUGUUUUCCGUAAUUUAUGAGCAAUGGGAUGAUACAAGACAAACAUCAGCAUCAAUUAGAAAAAUGAUAGAUGAUAAUUUCCUACCAGAAAAUAUGGAAAAAUCUCAAACAACAGUUCCGCCAGGUACAAAUGUUUCUACCACAGAGGACAAUCGAAUCACAAGAACUGAGUUGCAGAGGAUACUCUUGAGGAAUCUAAGAGGCCUACAGAAACUUUUCCAAGUGGAGUUGAAUCAGGCACUCAAACAAUCUGAGAAGACUAAUCAACAAUUCAGAAAAAAUGUCACAAAAGAAGUCAGCAAAUUCCUCUGAUAACCAAAAAACAGCAUUUGUGAUAUUUAAAUACUGCUCAAUAUUUUUUUAAUUUAUUAUAAUUUGACCUGAAA
Messenger RNA from Diorhabda sublineata, 697 nucleotides. RefSeq lists its product as uncharacterized. The record is from RefSeq and is a predicted model, not a curated record. The coding region runs from base 138 to 623 and encodes 161 amino acids. The transcript is spliced from 6 exons. Lineage: Eukaryota; Metazoa; Arthropoda; Insecta; Coleoptera; Chrysomelidae.